This is a messenger RNA of Eutrema salsugineum, 1106 nucleotides long. Its product is annotated as endochitinase At2g43600. NCBI's taxonomy places the organism in Eukaryota, Viridiplantae, Streptophyta, Magnoliopsida, Brassicales, Brassicaceae. Gene Ontology annotation, molecular function: chitin binding; chitinase activity. The transcript is spliced from 2 exons. The record is from RefSeq and is a predicted model, not a curated record. Gene Ontology annotation, biological process: cell wall macromolecule catabolic process; carbohydrate metabolic process; chitin catabolic process. Bases 55 to 897 code for a protein of 280 amino acids.
GACUGAGUUUCCAAAUAAGUCGUUUCUCCAUAUCUUAAAACCAAAAGACUAAUUAUGUCGACCCAAAACGCGACUGUUAAAAACGCUCUCAUUUUUUUCCUACUCACUUUUGCCAUCAUGGCCAGAACCGUGUUCUCCCAGAAUUGCCAGACAACUGGGUGUCCAGGCCUUGAGGAGUGUUGCAGCUCGUGGGGUUACUGUGGGAUAAAAGAUGACCAAUGUGGCUUUUGGUGCUUCAGUGGCCCUUGCAAUCUCACAAACAAAUCCUAUGGAUUCGACUACAACCUCAAUGCCAGUCAACGCGGUCCAAUAGAGAAAAUUGUCACACCAGCGUUGUUCAAACGCAUCAUGAGCAAAGUAGGAAGCAAUUGUCCUGCAAAAGGGUUCUACACUCACCAGGCUUUCAUCGCCGCAGUUAAAUCCUUCGGAACCUAUAAAAGAUCGGUGGCUAAGCGUGAGAUCGCAGCCAUAUUGACACAUUUCUCUCACGGAUCAAAAAGCUUUUGUUACAAAGAAGAUAAAGCGAAAGGGAAGUACUGCUCCCCGAGCAAGAAGUACCCUUGUGAACCGGGAAAGCAAUACUAUGGUCGUGGUCCGCUCCAAACAAUCAGAUGGAACGAGUACUACGGUGCAGCGGGCAAAUUCCUCAGGUUGCCUCUGUUGAAAGAUCCGGAUAUGGUGGCUCGUAGCCCGGAAGUGGCUUUCAAAUUUGCAAUGUGGUUCUGGACAAAAAACGUUCGUCCGGCUUUGUACUUAGGAUUUGGAGAAACCUCAAAGAGGGUGAACGGUCUAUUAUGCGACAGCUUACAUCCUGAAGAUACGAUGAACUUAGUCAAGCAAUAUGUGGACUUGUGCAAGAUCCUCGGGGUUACUCCGGAUGAAGGUCUCCAUUGUUAAAACAACAUUAAAUAGUGUAAUACUACGUUGAUUUUGAAUUAAUUAUAAUUAAUUAUUGUCUUGGAUUGUUGCUGAUUCGCCUAGAAAACCAUCAUGCAUUAAGAAAUAUGAUGAGUAUCUACAUAUGUAGAAAGGCAAGAUCUCUAAUCUGUAGAACAAUUCUCACCAUGGUGUAUGUGUUUUGUGAUCCUGUUUGGCCAUAAGCAAUA